GCUGGACUUGGACUGCAAAUGGUGCUGGCGAGCAGCCUGUUUGCUGUGCUUGAUGACAAGCUGCUGGGAAGUUGUGACUUUCACUUUCCCUUUCAAAUUCCUGGGUAUAUCUGGGAGGCCGGAGAAUGUGUCUGGUUAUUACACAGGUGCACAGCUGGAGGCAGGAUCCACACAGCUCCUUGCUCAGUCUCUGUCAGAGGAAGAUUCCUUGGUGCCUUUGGGGUGUCUUCCAGGAACAAAAUCCCUUCCCGGAAUUGACCAACCUGCAGACUCACCCAUGGAGUACACACUGUGUCCUAGUCCAGCCUGAGGGGCAGUAUCCGGCCUCAACCGCCCAGCAGAGGCUCCAGACAGGGGUGGGAGCCAGGCCAACAAUGACCAAGGAGGAUGGGAUCCUGGGUGCAGCUCCUCACAAGUAUCGGGCGUGUCCGAGGCCCCAGCUCUCUCUGCCCUGGGCUGCAUACCAGGGGCAAGACCUUGUCUCAAAGAAUAAAGGGUUAAGAAAAACCUUCCAGUCUGAACAGUGGCUAGAGAGCUCCAAGGAAAGCCCCUUGGUAACCCGGCCGCUGGCACCAUGAAUCCAGAGAGUAGCACCUUUAUUGAGGAUUCCCUUAAGUAUUUCCAAGACCGAGUGAGCAGAGAGAAUCUGCUACAACUGCUGACUGACGGUAGAGCCUGGAACGAAUUCCUGGUUGCUGCUGGACUGUCCAGGGAUGAGGCAGAUGUGCUCCGUAAAGCUCUGAACAAGCUUGUAAGUCACAUGGUCACGAAGGACAAAAACCGCCAUGAUAAAGACCAGCAGCACAGGGAGUGGUUUUUGAAAGAGUUUCCUCGCUUGAAAAAGGAGCUUGAGGAUCACAUAAAGAUGCUCCGUUCCCUCGCAAACCAGGUUCAGCGGGUCCACAGAGGCACCACCAUUACCAAUGUGGUGGCCAACUCUAUUAGCACUACCUCUGGUGCCCUGAGCCUCCUUGGCCUGGGUCUGGCACCCUUCUCUGAAGGACUCAGUCUUUUGCUCAUGGGCACUGGAGCGGGUCUAGGAGCAGCAUCUGCUGCGACUGGGAUUACCAGCAGUGUCGUGGAACUAGUAAAGCAAUUGCGGGCACGAAACCAAGCUCGCAGCUUGGACCAAAGCAGCACCGAUGCAGUGAAUGUGGUGAAGGAGUUUGUGGGUGGGAACACACCCAACUUUCUUACCUUAGUUGACAGUUAUUCCACCUUCACACAACGCAUUGGGAGGGACAUCCGUGCCAUCAGACAAGGCAGAGUCAACCCUCAGUUAGGAGCAUAUGGCCCAUCCCCCCAGGUCAUUGGGCGAAUCUCAGUUGAAGGUGGUGAACAGGUUGAGAGGGUUGCUGAAGGCCCCGCCCUGGCAAUGAGCAGAGGAGCCAUGACCGUGGGUGCAGCCACUGGAGCCAUCUUGCUUCUGCUGGAUGUGGUCAACACUGUGUAUGAGACAAAGCACUUGCUUCAGGGGGCAAAGUCAGAGUUAGCUGAGGAGCUGAAGAAACAAGCUCAGGACCUGGAGGGGAAGCUCAACGUUCUCAUCAAGAUCCAUGAGAUGUUGCAGUAGGGCCAAGACCAGUGACCCCAGAGCAGGUCAGCCACCAGGGAAAGUGUGCCUGGCACAGGCCAGGACAAAAUGCAGACAUUUUAUUAGGGGCAUAAGGAGGGCAAGGUAUAAUUUAUGGAAGUGAGUGUUAGUGACUUUGGCAUUUCUGUAGCUGAGCACAGCAGGGGAGUGGUUAAUGCAGAUGGUAAGUGCACCAAGGAGAAGGCAGGAACACUGGAGCCAGGAAUAAGGAAGGAAAGGGGACUGGAGAGUGCAGGGAAUGGGAAGAAGCAGUUUACUUUAGACUGAAGAAUAUAUUGGGGGAGGAAUAGAGGGGAGGUGUGCAGGAACCAGCAAUGAGAAGGCCAGGAAAAGAACCAAAAACGCAGAAAGUCAAAGAGUUAGAACUGUUGGAUACAGGAGAAGAAACAGCGGCCCCGCUACAGACCCACCCCCAGGUUUGACGUCCUUCCAAGAAUGAAGUCUAUCCCUGGUGAUGGUCACUCUGUCUUUCCAGCAUCCUCUCUCCCUUGUCCUUCCGGGGCUGUGUCUCAGUCAGCCAGUGGCUUCUUGAUGAUGGUUGUUGGGGUGGUUGUUGUGUGAUGGGUCCCCUCUAGGUUACUAAAGAGUGUAUGUCCUCUGCUUGAACCCUGAAGGGCAGGUGGUGGGCCAUGGCCACGGUCCCCAGCUGAGGAGCAGGUGUCCCUGAGAACUCAAACUUCCCAGAGAGUAUCUGAGAACCAAUCAAUGAAAACAGUCCCAUCGCUCUCACCCGAUAAGUAAACAGUCAGAAAAUUAGCGUGAAAGCAGCUUAGCAUUGGGAGGAAGCGCAGAUCUCUAGAGCUGUCCUGCCACCGCCCAGGAGUGACCUGUGUGUAAGUCCUAAUAAACUCACCUACUCACCAAG
This is a messenger RNA of Cercocebus atys (sooty mangabey), 2459 nucleotides long. It is a transcript of the gene APOL2, whose product is annotated as apolipoprotein L, 2. Gene Ontology annotation, biological process: lipid transport; lipoprotein metabolic process. The record is from RefSeq and is a predicted model, not a curated record. NCBI's taxonomy places the organism in Eukaryota, Metazoa, Chordata, Mammalia, Primates, Cercopithecidae. Gene Ontology annotation, cellular component: membrane; extracellular region. Gene Ontology annotation, molecular function: lipid binding. The coding region runs from base 575 to 1573 and encodes 332 amino acids. The transcript has 5 exons.